AUGGACUCUGUUGAUGGUUGUGGCACAGGAUGGAACGGUAACAUUUUCUCAAUAGCUUUCGCAUUAAUUGAAGGUGAGACAAAGGAUGCUUGGAGUUUCUUUCUUAGGAAUUUGAGAAUACAUGUGACACCACAAGUCAAUAUGUGUCUAAUAUCAGGCAUACAUGAAUCGAUUAAGAGCGCAUAUAACAAUCCUGAAAAUGGAUGGCAAUAUCCUACAUCUUCACACGUCUACUACAUUAGACACAUUACGCAAAACUUCAUGCGUGAGAUUAAAGACAUGGAACUACGCAAAAAAGUUGUUAACAUGGGUUAUCUGUUGACAGAGACGACAUUUAAUUACUAUCGCGGUGAAAUCCGAAGAACAAACAGUGAGGCUUUAUCAUGGAUAGACAACAUCCCUUGGGAGAAGUGGGCAAGGGCAUAUGACGAAGGGCAACGCUGGGGACACAUGACAAUUAACCUGGCAGAAGCAAUGAACUCGAUUUUCACAGAUAAUUGUAAUAUGGAAAUGGUUGAAGAAGUCAGUAAAGCUAGCACUCAUAAUGUCAUGCAAUUUGAUCACGAGAGAUUCUAUUUUAUGGUCCAUGAAAAGAUUAAUCAUAAUGAUGGUCGACCAACAGGUAUUUUCGGCGUUGAUCUUAGAAAAGAGUGGUGCGAUUGUGGGAAAUUUCAAGCAUUUCAGUUAUCUUGCUCCCAUAUCUACAAGGAAAGUUUCUUUGGACUUCCUCAUGAGGAGAAUUGGUCACGAUAUGAAGGAUUUACUCUUUGUCACGAUAAAUCUACUCUUUGCCACGAUGAAUCUAUGAUAAGGAGGAAGAAAGGACGUUCAACCAGCACCCGGAUUAGAACUGAAAUGGACAACGUUGAAAAGGAAAAGAGGAGGUGUGGUAUUUGUCGCAAAAUAGGACAUAUGCGUAGAAAAUGUCCAAAUGUAGCAUGA
Messenger RNA from Lathyrus oleraceus (garden pea), 942 nucleotides. RefSeq lists its product as uncharacterized. Lineage: Eukaryota; Viridiplantae; Streptophyta; Magnoliopsida; Fabales; Fabaceae. The record is from RefSeq and is a predicted model, not a curated record. Bases 1 to 942 code for a protein of 313 amino acids. Gene Ontology annotation, molecular function: zinc ion binding; nucleic acid binding. The transcript has 4 exons.